GGAUCGCCAGCGAGAUCCUGAGGCGAGGCUCGCGCGCCCGCCCCCGCCCUGGCCCCCAGCUCCCACCCGGUCGGCCCGGCUCAGCCAUGAUCAAGGCGAUCCUCAUCUUUAACAACCACGGGAAGCCGCGGCUCUCCAAGUUCUACCAGCCCUACAGUGAAGAUACACAACAGCAAAUCAUCAGGGAGACAUUCCAUUUGGUAUCUAAGAGAGAUGAAAAUGUUUGUAAUUUCCUAGAAGGAGGAUUAUUAAUUGGAGGAUCUGACAACAAACUGAUUUAUAGACAUUAUGCAACAUUAUAUUUUGUCUUCUGUGUGGAUUCUUCAGAAAGUGAACUUGGCAUUUUAGAUCUAAUUCAAGUAUUUGUGGAAACAUUAGACAAGUGUUUUGAAAACGUCUGUGAACUGGAUUUAAUUUUCCAUGUAGACAAGGUUCACAAUAUUCUUGCAGAAAUGGUGAUGGGGGGAAUGGUAUUGGAGACCAACAUGAAUGAGAUUGUUACACAAAUUGAUGCACAAAAUAAACUGGAGAAAUCUGAGCUGGAGGACAGAAAAAGCUGAGGAUCAGGCCCAGGCCUUAACUGUAAGAUUGGCAAAGUUCAAGAGAAGAUUGGAUUCCAGCCUCAUCAUGUCUGCUAAGCCAAGCCUGGGAGGUCAGAAAUCCGAAAUCAGUUUCGCAGCACUAAAGUCAAAGUGUUGGCAGGGCAAGAACUUCAGUCCUAUAACUGCUAGGAACUGAAUUCUGCCAGCGGUGAGCUUAGAAGAGGAUUGUGAGCCUCAGAUGUGAUAGCAACCCAGACUGAAAUGUUGACUGCAGCCUUGUGGGACCCUGAAUCGAGGACUCCUUCAAGCUGUGCCUGGACUCCAGACCCAUGGAAACUCCAAAGCCACACUUUAUUGAUUAAACCUGACAAUCCUGACGGAUCCAUCAAGCACAAUAGCACUAGUAUGAAUGUUUCUUCAGCCCUUGCUAUGGACCAGGCACUGUGCAAAUCUCUUCAUCUAGAUGAUUUCAGUUAAUCUUCGCCUAUCACCCUCUGAAACUUUCAUUAUGGUCCAGCUGAACCAGCUGCUGCCCCUCUCCUUGUAAACUUCAGGUUACAUCCCGGAAGAACUGGAGGAGAAUCAGUUUCCCAUGUAGCAGCUAUUGGAGGAUGGAUAGUGGAGCUGAUACUGUAACUGGAGACAGAGGAGAAAGGCUGAGACAGACCAUGCAAUCAGAUAACUUCAAGGAAGGAUGAGAUCAGUUCAAGAAGAUCAACAUGCAGAAUGAAAGAAUUGAAAAUAAGAAGUUACCUGCAUUUCAAAAAGGUGCAGUUGAAGUGCUGGUGAGGCAGUUUUGAACAUGUGGACAAAGACCGCCUCCCUGGGGGAUGGAUGAUGUCACAGAAGAGAACCACCUGCCUAUCUUGGAACCUCCACUUACCACUGGGCUAUAAUGUGAAGAAAUAAAUUUCUGUUUUGCUGCAGCCACUGCUUUUUUGGAUCCAUUUGUUAUAGCAGCUUAGCCUAAACCUUAACUAAUAAUGCAUCAAGGCUUAUUUCAAAGUCAUACAUGACAAUUGACUGUUUUGUGCAAAUUUGUCUGAGAAGCUCUCCUGUAAUCCCUAACUUCCCAUCUAAAUAAACAGAUGACCAAAUAAAAUAUUUUAUUGAAAAUCA
Messenger RNA from Aethalodelphis obliquidens (Pacific white-sided dolphin), 1661 nucleotides. RefSeq names its product adaptor related protein complex 3 subunit sigma 1 (gene AP3S1). The record is from RefSeq and is a predicted model, not a curated record. The transcript is spliced from 11 exons. Gene Ontology annotation, biological process: intracellular protein transport; Golgi to vacuole transport. Bases 87 to 560 code for a protein of 157 amino acids. Lineage: Eukaryota; Metazoa; Chordata; Mammalia; Artiodactyla; Delphinidae. Gene Ontology annotation, cellular component: membrane coat; AP-3 adaptor complex.